AUCUUUUCCAUAUUCUAACGCACGCCUAUAUAACGGCAGAGCUACAAAAAUUAGGGUAUAAAAACCCCCAAUCUUUCUCCCUCUCUUCAGCUCUGCUCUCUCCAGCUCAAGAACACGAGAUAAUAUCUUGAUAAGGAAGAAGAAUGGCAACGUUCGAGUUAUACCGUAGAUCGACGAUCGGGAUGUGCCUGACCGAAACUUUGGACGAGAUGGUUUCAAAUGGAGUUCUCAGUCCUGAGCUCGCCAUCCAAGUUCUUGUUCAGUUCGACAAGUCGAUGACUGAAGCUCUGGAAACCCAAGUUAGGAGCAAGGUGUCCAUUAAGGGACAUCUGCACACAUACAGAUUCUGCGACAACGUUUGGACCUUCAUCUUACAAGAUGCUGUAUUUAAGAACGAGGAAAGCCAGGAGAACGUUGGUCGGGUGAAGAUAGUGGCAUGUGACUCGAAGCUCCUCAUACAAUGAGAUGCCACAUAAAGGGUUUUAUUUCAUUCCGGUGGUGGUAGAGGGGAUGUUGGAAAAGAAGAGAAGGAAGUACCUUCUCCUGUCAGUUGUCAGUUGUAGUUGCAGGCAUGAGAUUAUGAGGAUUAAACACUCGUAAAAACCAAAUCAAACUGCGUGACUAUAAUUUCUGGAUGUCAUUUAACCACGCCGCGUAUAUUGGAUGGUUAUUUCGUCUUGUGUAUCGUAUUUUAAAUAAGUUAGAUGUCUUGGAUUAUAGCUUGAACAUUUUGAAUGCGGCUUGUUUAGUUAAAAAAACUUGUUGGAAAAGAUUUGUAGCAAUGAUGGAAUAGGAUCUUCCUUCAAGUGAUUUCAUUUUGGAAUUCUGUUUGUGAAUAUAUGGGAUCAUCACUGUAGUACUUGAAUUAAAAAAACUGAGCACCUUGUAGUCUGUAAUACAAUGUUGCAGCUUCAAUUCU
Messenger RNA from Cornus florida, 919 nucleotides. RefSeq names its product transcription initiation factor IIA subunit 2-like. Gene Ontology annotation, biological process: transcription initiation at RNA polymerase II promoter; RNA polymerase II preinitiation complex assembly. Gene Ontology annotation, cellular component: transcription factor TFIIA complex. The transcript is spliced from 4 exons. The record is from RefSeq and is a predicted model, not a curated record. Gene Ontology annotation, molecular function: TBP-class protein binding; RNA polymerase II general transcription initiation factor activity. Bases 144 to 464 code for a protein of 106 amino acids. NCBI's taxonomy places the organism in Eukaryota, Viridiplantae, Streptophyta, Magnoliopsida, Cornales, Cornaceae.